AUGUCUACCGAGAAAAAAAGUGUUGGAAUUGUUCUGUUAGGAAUGCCCAAAGUUGGGAAAACGUGUGUUGUUGAUGCAUUUAAUGGUAAAGCCCUUCCGACGGAGUAUGAACCGACUACCACUGAAACAGAGACAUCCAUUCAACUCAAAUUCAAUGAGAAACAAUAUCAUUUCACUUUUUAUGACAGUUGUGGUGAAUCAAUGUUGGACACACGAACAACAACGAACCAAAUCCUGACUAAAGGCAAAAUCCAUUUCUACGUUGCUUCUCGAACAGAAGCAGACUCGGGAGACUUCUUACAUGGGUUCUUCAAAGAGAUAGGUGAUGUCGAUCAUAACACAACACCAUUUUAUCGUUAUAUCAUCAUUACUCACUCCGACAAAGAAGACACAGACAACAUCAAACAAUCAAUUGAGUCAUUUGUGCCUAAGGACUGCCCUAUCAAAGAGUACAAUUUACUCGACGAAGCACAAAAGAACGCAAUGAUUACAGACUUCAACGACUAUAUCAAAAGAGCUUUAACAGAACACAAAGAGUUAUUCGAAGGGUGUGUCGUCGAGGCGGAGAAGAAAGAGAAACCAAAGAAAGACAAGAAGAAGUGCCAGAUCCUAUAA
Molecule: messenger RNA, 615 nt
Organism: Entamoeba invadens IP1
Lineage: Eukaryota; Evosea; Mastigamoebida; Endamoebidae
Exons: 4
Coding region: 1-615 (204 amino acids)
Molecular function (GO): GTP binding; GTPase activity
Source: RefSeq, a predicted model, not a curated record